Messenger RNA from Dendrobium catenatum, 5731 nucleotides. RefSeq names its product clathrin heavy chain 1. Gene Ontology annotation, molecular function: clathrin light chain binding; structural molecule activity. The record is from RefSeq and is a predicted model, not a curated record. Gene Ontology annotation, cellular component: clathrin coat of coated pit; Golgi apparatus; clathrin coat of trans-Golgi network vesicle. The transcript is spliced from 30 exons. Lineage: Eukaryota; Viridiplantae; Streptophyta; Magnoliopsida; Asparagales; Orchidaceae. Gene Ontology annotation, biological process: intracellular protein transport; receptor-mediated endocytosis. The coding region runs from base 192 to 5312 and encodes 1706 amino acids.
GGCUUCCAGCACAUUUCUCCCCAAUUGACUGCGAGGAAUGAGAAAGACGCAGCCACCUUGCUUCCUCAUUAUAUAAUCUCUCCAUUUUACCUGAGAUCCGAUUUCGCCAUUUUUCCCAUCCUCUGCGUUAGAUCCGCCGGAUCUCCCACCUCCGGAAAGACAACCAUAGUCGGCCGCCUAUUGUCAUCACCAUGGCUGCCGCCAACGCCCCGAUCACCAUGCGUGAGGCCCUGACGCUUCCUAGCCUUGGUAUCAAUCCGCAAUUCAUUACGUUCACACAUGUUACGAUGGAGUCGGAUAAGUAUAUUUGCGUCAGGGAGACCUCUCCGCAAAAUAGCGUGGUGAUUAUUGAUAUGAGCAUGCCGAAUCAACCACUGAGGAGGCCGAUUACUGCGGAUUCGGCUCUUAUGAAUCCUAACAGCAGGAUUCUUGCACUAAAAGCUCAAUUGCCUGGAACUACUCAGGACCACCUGCAAAUAUUUAAUAUUGAGAUGAAAGCUAAAAUGAAAUCACAUCAAAUGCCUGAGCAGAUUGUCUUUUGGAAGUGGAUAACACCAAAGCUGUUGGGGUUGGUUACACAAACAUCUGUUUUUCAUUGGUCAAUAGAAGGUGAUUCUGAGCCAGUGAAGAUGUUUGAAAGAACAGCUAAUUUAACAAACAAUCAGAUUAUCAAUUACCGGUGCGACCCAUCAGAAAAAUGGCUAGUUCUCAUUGGCAUUGCACCUGGCUCUCCAGAGAGACCACAACUAGUUAAAGGAAACAUGCAGCUAUUUUCUAUGGAUCAGCAACGAAGUCAAGCACUGGAAGCACAUGCUGCAUCGUUUGCAUCGCUCAAAGUUGCUGGAAAUGAGAAUGCAUCAAUUCUUAUCUGUUUUGCUUCAAAAUCCCAUAAUGCUGGGCAAAUAACUUCCAAGUUACAUGUGAUUGAGCUUGGAGCCCAGCCAGGCAAGCCAGGCUUUACAAAGAAACAAGCUGAUCUAUUUUUCCCACCUGACUUUGCUGAUGACUUCCCUGUGGCCAUGCAGGUUUCACAUAAGUAUAAUUUGAUAUAUGUGAUCACAAAGCUUGGUCUUCUAUUUGUAUAUGAUUUGGAGACGGCUGCUGCAGUUUAUCGAAAUCGAAUAAGUCCAGAUCCAAUAUUUCUGACUUCAGAAGCUUCUUCAGUUGGUGGAUUUUAUGCUGUUAAUAGAAGAGGGCAGGUUCUUCUUGCUACAGUGAAUGAGGCAACUAUAGUACCUUUUGUCAGUGGCCAGUUAAACAAUCUUGAGCUUGCUGUUAAUCUUGCAAAACGAGGAAACCUUCCUGGGGCAGAGAAUUUGGUUGUACAAAGGUUUCAGGAAUUGUUCUCUCAAACGAAGUACAAGGAAGCUGCUGAACUUGCAGCGGAGUCACCCCAAGGACUUCUCAGAACUCCUGAGACUGUAGCAAAAUUUCAGAGUGUGCCUGUUCAAGCUGGGCAAACACCACCCUUAUUGCAGUAUUUUGGAACAUUAUUAACCAGGGGGAAGCUCAAUGCUUUUGAGUCUUUAGAGUUGUCGAGGCUUGUUGUAAAUCAAAACAAGAAGAAUCUUUUGGAGAACUGGUUGGCCGAGGAUAAACUCGAGUGCAGUGAAGAACUUGGGGAUCUUGUGAAGACUGUGGACAAUGAUCUUGCACUUAAAAUUUACAUAAAAGCAAGGGCUACUCCUAAGGUUGUUGCUGCUUUUGCCGAGAGAAGGGAAUUUGAUAAAAUUCUUAUUUACUCCAAACAGGUUGGCUACACACCAGACUAUCUUUUCCUUUUGCAGACAAUUCUACGGUCAGAUCCGCAGGGAGCAGUAAAUUUUGCCCUCAUGAUGUCUCAAAUGGAGGGUGGUAGUCCUGUUGAUUAUAAUACAAUUACAGAUCUCUUUCUUCAGAGAAACAUGAUCAGGGAGGCAACAGCCUUUUUGUUGGAUGUGUUAAAGCCAAAUCUGCCUGAACAUGCGUUUCUUCAAACUAAGGUAUUGGAGAUUAAUUUGGUUACAUAUCCAAAUGUUGCAGAUGCCAUAUUAGCCAAUGGAAUGUUUAGCCACUAUGAUCGCCCUCGCAUCGCUCAGUUGUGUGAAAAGGCUGGCCUGUAUGUGCGAGCUCUCCAGCACUAUUCUGAGUUGCCAGAUAUCAAACGUGUCAUUGUGAAUACACAUGCCAUUGAACCACAGGCCCUUGUGGAGUUCUUUGGAACACUAUCUAGAGAGUGGGCAUUGGAAUGCAUGAAAGACCUUUUGUUGGCUAAUUUGAGAGGUAACCUUCAGAUAAUAGUUCAGGUGGCAAAAGAAUAUUGUGAGCAGUUAGGUUUGGAUGCAUGCAUGAAGCUUUUUGAGCAGUUUAGGUCCUAUGAAGGUCUUUACUUCUUCUUGGGGUCGUAUUUGAGUUCCAGUGAAGAUCCGGAGAUACAUUUCAAGUAUAUCGAGGCUGCAGCCAAAACUGGACAGAUUAGAGAAGUUGAGCGUGUUACUAGAGAAUCUAACUUCUAUGAUCCUGAAAAAACCAAAAACUUCCUAAUGGAGGCUAAGCUUCCAGAUGCAAGGCCUCUAAUCAAUGUCUGUGAUCGCCAUGGAUUUGUUCCUGAUUUGACUCAUUAUCUCUACACCAACAACAUGCUUCGAUAUAUCGAAGGAUAUGUUCAGAAGGUGAACCCAGCGAAUGCACCAAUGGUUGUUGGGCAACUUCUAGAUGAUGAAUGCCCAGAAGAUUUUAUUAAAGGUCUUAUUCUUUCUGUUCGGUCCCUCCUUCCAGUGGAGCCUCUUGUAGAGCAAUGUGAAAAAAGGAAUCGUCUUCGGCUGCUUACACAGUUCUUGGAACAUCUUGUGAGUGAGGGAAGUCAAGAUGUGCAUGUGCAUAAUGCUCUAGGAAAAAUCAUCAUAGACAGUAACAACAAUCCAGAGCAUUUUCUCACUACUAAUCCGUAUUAUGAUUCCCGUGUUGUUGGUAAAUAUUGUGAGAAACGGGAUCCUACUUUAGCAGUCGUUGCCUACAGGCGUGGACAAUGUGAUGACGAACUUAUUGAUGUCACAAACAAAAAUUCCCUGUUCAAGUUACAGGCCAGAUAUGUUGUAGAAAGAAUGGAUGCUGAUUUAUGGGCAAAGGUUCUUGAACCUGAGAAUGAGUAUAGAAGGCAGUUUAUUGAUCAAGUUGUAUCUACGGCAUUGCCUGAGAGCAAAAGUCCUGAGCAGGUAUCUGCAGCCGUUAAAGCUUUUAUGACCGCUGAUCUUCCACAUGAACUAAUUGAACUACUUGAAAAGAUCGUGCUCCAAAAUUCUGCCUUCAGUGGAAAUUUCAAUUUGCAAAACCUGCUUAUUUUGACAGCAAUUAAAGCUGAUCCAUCAAGGGUCAUGGAUUAUAUUAAUCGGUUGGACAACUUUGAUGGGCCUGCAGUUGGAGAAGUGGCUGUUGAAGCACAAUUAUAUGAGGAAGCCUUUGCUAUCUUCAAGAAGUUCAACUUGAAUGUGCAGGCAGUGAAUGUCCUGUUGGACAACAUCCGAAGCAUAGAUAGAGCGGUCGAAUUCGCUUUCCGGGUGGAAGAAGAUGCUGUUUGGAGCCAAGUUGCAAAGGCUCAGUUAAGGGAAGGACUCGUUAGUGAUGCAAUUGAGUCAUUUAUUCGCGCAGAUGAUGUAACACAAUUUUUGGAUGUAAUUCGUGCUGCGGAAGAAGCCAAUGUGUAUCAUGACUUGGUAAGGUACCUUUUGAUGGUGAGGCAAAAGGUGAAGGAACCUAAGGUGGACAGUGAAUUAAUAUAUGCCUAUGCCAAGAUUGAUCGGCUAGGCGAUAUUGAAGAAUUCAUUCUAAUGCCAAAUGUUGCUAAUCUUCAAAAUGUUGGUGAUCGCUUAUAUGAUGCCGAAUUGUAUGAGGCUGCUAAAAUUAUAUUUGCAUUUAUUUCAAACUGGGCCAAACUAGCCAGCACUCUUGUCAAACUGAAGCAAUUUCAAGGUGCAGUUGAUGCUGCUCGUAAAGCAAACAGCUCAAAGACAUGGAAGGAGGUUUGCUUUGCUUGUGUUGAUGCUGAGGAGUUCCGGUUGGCUCAAAUUUGUGGGCUUAAUAUUAUUAUCCAGGUUGAUGACUUGGAAGAAGUCAGUGAUUACUACCAGAACAGGGGAUGCUUCAAUGAGCUAAUCUCUCUAAUGGAGAGUGGGCUUGGUUUGGAACGUGCACACAUGGGCAUUUUUACAGAGCUGGGAGUUCUAUAUGCUAGAUAUAGGCCAGAGAAACUUAUGGAGCACAUAAAACUUUUCUCUACGCGCCUCAACAUCCCGAAGCUUAUUCGAGCUUGUGAUGAGCAACAGCACUGGAAGGAGCUCACUUAUCUGUAUAUUCAGUAUGAUGAAUUUGACAAUGCUGCCACCACAAUUAUGAAUCAUUCGCCAGAUGCAUGGGAUCAUAUGCAGUUCAAAGAUGUCUGUGUAAAAGUUGCUAAUGUCGAGCUUUAUUACAAAGCCGUGCAUUUCUACUUGCAAGAACAUCCUGAUCUUAUCAAUGAUCUUCUCAAUGUGCUUGCCUUGCGUGUGGACCACACACGUGUGGUUGAUAUUUUGAGGAAGGCUGGUCAUUUGCAUCUUAUUAAGCCGUACAUGGUUGCUGUGCAAAGUAACAAUGUAUCUGCGGUGAAUGAAGCACUGAAUGAGAUAUAUGUAGAGGAUGAGGACUACGAACGACUGCGAGAAUCAGUUGAUAUGCAUGAUAACUUUGAUCAGAUUGGACUUGCACAGAAGCUUGAGAAACAUGAACUUCUUGAAAUGAGGCGAAUUGCUGCCUACAUUUACAAGAAAGCUGGAAGGUGGAAACAGUCCAUUGCUCUGUCUAAGAAGGACAACCUUUACAAGGAUGCCAUGGAAACUUGUUCACAAUCUGGAGACCGUGAGCUUUCCGAGGAAUUACUUGUUUAUUUCAUUGAGAAGGGUAAGAAGGAGUGUUUCGCUUCAUGCCUCUUCGUCUGUUACGAACUGAUCCGGCCUGAUGUUGCCCUCGAGCUUGCCUGGAUGAACAACAUGAUCGACUUUGCCUUCCCAUAUCUCCUUCAAUUUAUCCGGGAGUACACGGGGAAGGUGGAUGAACUCAUAAAGGAUAAGAUUGAGGCACAAAACGAAGUAAAAACCAAAGAACAUGAAGAGAAAGAAAUGGUAGCUCAACAGAAUAUGUAUGCCCAGCUUCUUCCUCUAGCUUUGCCUGCUCCUCCAAUGCCUGGCAUGGGGGGAGUUGGCGGAGGCUUUGCACCUCCUCCGCCACCCCUCUCAAUGGGCGGAAUCGGCAUGCCUCCGAUGCCACCAUUUGGCAUGCCGCAGAUGGGAAGCUACUGAUCGCAUUGUGGUACUAUCCCAAUCAUAUUCUUAGAAUUUCAACAAUGGUGCAGAAGCCAACCAACUUUUCAGGUAAUUUUUAGUCUUCCAUCGAUGAUCUUCUUGGUUUGCAGGGUAAAUUUUGUCAUUUUUGAGUCUGAGUUUUAGUUUUCCUGAGUUGUUUUCCUUCUGAUGAGGAAGAAUAUUCUGCUAAUACGCCAUUUGUAUAGGAUACGUCUUCCUUCUGCUCAUUAGACCAGUUUUGCAUUUCUCGAUAUGAUCCCAUUGUAACAAGCUUCUGCACCGUUGUUGGAUGCAUUGCUUUGCAUUGCUGCAAGGGUUUUUCUUGUUGAUUUAUCGUGUGAUGUUCAUUUGAGUAGUGCUGAACUACAUUGUAUUAUUCAAUAUAUUAUUUCUGCAGUGGUGUCUAUAAUUUUUUU